Mollisia scopiformis is the source of this 809-nucleotide messenger RNA. RefSeq names its product acetylxylan esterase. The record is from RefSeq and is a predicted model, not a curated record. The transcript is spliced from 4 exons. Gene Ontology annotation, molecular function: hydrolase activity. The coding region runs from base 1 to 675 and encodes 224 amino acids. NCBI's taxonomy places the organism in Eukaryota, Fungi, Ascomycota, Leotiomycetes, Helotiales, Mollisiaceae.
AUGAUUGUUCUGUUUGACGGUACUGGGACGGUCAUCAAUCUAUCUUGUUCUCGGAUGAAGAAGAUUAUUUCGAUCAUCUGGUCCGGCAUACACGUCUUCGGUGCCCGAGAGACAACCGCACCCCAAGGCUAUGGCACCGCAGCCACAGUCGUCAACCUCCUGAUGGGCGCCCAUUCUGGCACCACGGACGAAGCUCUCGUCUACCCAGCAUGCGGAGGUCAGAGUGCCUGCGGCGGUGUCAGCUAUGCGAAUUCUGCGGCGCAAGGAACAACUGCCGUUGCGAAGGCUGUCAAUUCGUUUAAUCAGAAGUGCCCUGAUACCAAGUUGGUGCUUGUUGGAUAUUCGCAGGGAGGUCAAAUUAUGGAUAAUGCCGUCUGUGGAGACGAUAGCAGCAAGAUCGGACUCUCAGACGCAGCGCUCAACAUGACAAAAGCUGUGAUUUUGAUGGGUGACCCAAGACACAUUGCUGGAUUGCCGUAUAAUGUUGGGACGUGCACGGCUUCAGGUUUCGCUCCAAGACCCAAGGGGUUCACUUGUCCUUCAGCGAGUAAGAUUCAGUCAUAUUGUGAUUCGGCGGAUCCAUAUUGUUGCAAUGGAAAUGAUGCAAAUGCGCAUCAGCAGUAUGGAAACAAGUAUGGACAGGCUGCUUUGAAGUUUAUCGACAGCAAGCUAUGAGAAGUUCGCAUAGUGAAAGAGUGGCCAGAGAGAGUUUGAGAUAUGAGUGUAUAUAGUGUUUGGUGAGACGAAGCCUUCGAGCUUACUUUCUGAAUUUGUAUUGUAUAUACUUUGUCACUAUAAGGAGAUUUUGG